GGGUUGUCUUCCUGACGUGGUUGCAGGCGUCUUCAACCGUGGCGGCAUACGUGCACGGAGGUGGGCGGCGGUGGACGUCGUUUUUUGUCUACGAGGGACGUGAUGGACGGAUGCGAUGGCGAUGGACCUGCUGUGCUGUCGACGACGGAGAAAACAACAGUCGCGGCGGCUGCGGUUGCCAUUGUUCGUCAUUUUCAAAUCGAGAGUGCGGCCGGGCGCAUGAAGGCAGCGCUUUCGAGGUGGCGGCAGAGGCUACUGCUGCAAAGGGUGUUGGACGCCCCGGAGUGCAUCACCACAUCCCAAGCCGUGGUUCAGCUGUGUGCUGCUAUCGGGUGCGGUUUGCUUCCUCGGGCGACACCACGUUGGUGGAUGCGGCGGAGAGCUGGCGGGACUUGGGAGGAUUUACGGGUUUGCGAUGACGCGACAGAGGACUACUUCCGGGAAAAGCUCCGCAUGUCGAGGAGAGUGUUCAUGGAGAUCAGCGAAGCAUGUCGACAACAAGGGGGUCAUGAUGCUCCGUUGCACGUUUUGCAACAAAGUUUUCCAAGGGACCCAGUUUCAGGCCACGAGGCACUUCUCGCAGACAAACUACUGCAAGGACGUCAGCGACGAGGCGUUGUACGAGAUUGCUCGAUUGCUCGACGAACUCAGCAGCAGUUCGAGGCCGAUCAGAUGGAGAGGGUUGCGAGGUAUGCGGCAGAGCGCAGACUCGAUGUGCCCGACACGGGUGGUGCAAGGGGAGGAGAGGCGGGGCGGCGUCCGGCGGAGGGAGGGGUCGGGGGAGAUGGUGGGCAUGGUGCGGCAGACCCCACUUUGGGUGGUGGAGGCGGUGAGACGGAGGAGGGCGUGAUCCACGUGGAUCACGAGGCGCGUGGCCCGGGUGAGGAGGGAGUCCCGGAACGGGAGGAUGUGCCUGAGGUUUAUCCAGGCACUAGCAAGAGGUUGGAGGAUUGGUGGAGGCGAGCAGGCAAUGAAGCUGCAACGGAGGGGUCUUCCAAGAGGAAGGAAGGGGGGAGUGAUCCGGCUGCCACCCCAGCAGGGAAGAGGCUUCGCCAGCAGAAGGUGACUGAUGUCUACGGUGGCGAGUGCGUUGCUCGCCACAAGAAGGCAUUCCUUCGCUGGUUGUAUUCCAGUCGGGUCUCCUUCAAUGCCUUCUGCAACCAGGCGUGGAAGGUAUAUCAGCAGGUGCUUCUUGAGCAGUCUGGCAGUUCCCCGCGCGCAGUGCUCCCCAACCACUGCGAGAUUGCGAGUAUGCGGGCGGUGGAGACCCACCGUGCGGAGUUGGCGGAGGAGUUGGAGGAGGUGAGGCAGCCAUUCUGGGUGACUGGUGCCACCCUCCUCUCCGGUGGGAGGAAAUCACAAAACGGGAGACCGAUCGUGAAUUUCCUUGCUGCUGGCUCUCGAGGGGUCGUCGUGUACACGGCGAUCAAUCGAGAGGGCGAGGCGGACGAUGCAACGCACGUCCUUCCGAGAUGGGUUACCAUCUUCCACGAGUUCAGCUUUGGCGGGCCGCAGCGGAUCAAUGCGAUAUGCACUGACUCCGCUUCUGCCUAUGUGGGGGCUGCGAGGGCAUUGACCUCACCGUCCAUACCUCCUGCACUGAGGAGGAUCACUUGGCUCCCGUGCUCCGUCCAUGUCUGCAACAAAUUGUUGUCAGACAUGGGGACGAGUUGCGACUCGUUUGUGGACGCGAUCACACGCGCUCGUGUGCUGGUGGUGUUUUUCAAAACCCACCAGGCCGCACUUCAUUUUUUUAGGAUGCGCAGCCCCGACAAGGGGCUUAUUCUUUCUUGCGAGACGCGGUUCGCGUCUGUGUACUCCAUGCUGGAGAGGCUGUUGGCCCUGCGGGACACUCUGCAGGACAUGAUGCGAGGGGACGACGCACGGGCUUUUUCUUCCAUCCCGUGGUCCGCCGAUGUGUGCGUCAUAGCGCGUUGGGUGUGCCGACAGAUCAGAUGGGAUCCAUUGUGGCAGAGGGUGGCCACCAUCGUCCAUAUCAUGCAGCCCGUCAUGGAGUUGCUAAGGCGGAUGGAUCCGGAGACGAACUGGGCAGUCCACGAGGGCAUUCACACGAAGAAGCGCAACCAGUUGGCCUUCGAGAAGGUCGUGCAACUCGUUGAGAUCACCGCAAAUGUGCGGUUGAUUGAGUAUCGGCGGGCUGGAUGCGGUUAUGUGCUGCCAUGGCAGCGGAACGAGGGCAUGCUGGAUUGCAAGGCAGGACUCGAGUUGGAGCCUGUGUGCUCGGGGACUCGCAGGGGGAUGACGGAGGAGGAGAUCGCCCGUCAGGUUGCACUUAUUACCCGAGAUCCCAUCGGGGCGUCCGCACCACCCUCGGCUGAUGCCGUUUUCGAUAGACGUGAUUGCAUUUUUCGUCCCUACCCCAGGGAGGACGACUCAGACGAGGAGCUGAUACCCGAGGCGGCAUAUGACCCUGCGCUCUGCAUUCCCCGGGAGAUUGACGAGACGCACGACGAUCCCGACUCCGAGGAGACGAGGGCACACACUGCACGACGGGCGGCGGACCGGGCGGAGAGGGAGAUGCUGGGGGGAGACGAGGACUUAUGGGCCCCAUUCCGUGAGGUCGCUUCCACUGGCGGCCCAGAGGUGCAGGCGAUGACCCCCACUCCGACGAGGCGGGAUUCGUCCAUGCCGCCACCUCCUUCUCCGAGUCCUGCACCACCAUCGCCCGAGGAGAAGGCACCUUCGGCAGCAGCAGUGGAGAGUUCAGCGCCACCAGCGGCGGUGUCGGACGCGACGAUCGCAGCCGCGGCGGAGGAGAUAGCAGCAGCAAUCAGCAACAUCAGUGCUGGAGGAGAUGGCCGCAUCAGUGCUGGAGGAGGAUCCACCAGCGGCAGGAGGAGGUGCAGCAGUGGAGGGGCAGGUGGCAGCAGCAGGAGGAGCAGGUGGAGGAGCAGCAGCAGUGGAGGAGGAGGAGGCACCGUCGGCAGCUGCAGUGGAGGAGGAGAUAGCCACACAGGCCGAGAGGAGGCCAGGCGUCGAGAGAAAGGGGGGGAUUGCGUGCAGGGUGGGGUGGUGGCAGGGGAGGACGUCGUGGAGGUAGUGGCAGCAGAGCCGGUACCCGAGGCUAUGCCGGGUGGAGCAGAGGCUGUGCAGGCAGGACAGCGACGAGUCGAGGGGCAGGAGACAGUGACGGGUCUUGUCGUUCCGUUUUCGGGCCUGCACUUGGCUCAGGCCCGACAGCCGCAGGCGGUUCAGAUGGCAGUGCAUGGUGUGCCACCGCCCGUUAUCACGGAUUUGGGGUCCGAGCCGGUGGUUGUGCCCCCACGUCUUCCUAGCCACUUUGCUCCGCAGGAGGUCCRUCGUCCUUUGGAUGCAGAGGAGUUGGCGAGAGAGGCUGUGCGCGAUGUCACUCGCUUGGACCGGCGGAUCUUCGACCGGAGGCUYSAGCACCCACCAUGGCAGACGAUCCCUUCGGUUCCAUGGGGUCCUGCGUCCCCCGUGUGGUCUGGGUCUACCUCCACCGGAGGACAUACYGCGGGACAUGUUCCAGGGGUUUYGGGUGGCGUGAYGGAGACAGCGCCACGCACAGGAGACAUGCCACCCCCUCCUCCCAGAGCACCUGCAGGUGAUCCAUCAUCGUCGCCCACAGGCAGAGGCUCUCGAGAUGCGUUGCGUAAAGUCUCUGAGGAUCCCAAACAGCUCGGCGGUCGCUGGCUAGGGCGAGCGGCCACCAUUGCAGAGGCUAGUGCGAGGGUUGUUGUGUUGGGGAAGGGAGGAGGCACAGUCACCAUCGAGGAGGAUGAUCCUGAUACGGAUGCGGUUGUGCGGGAUGUGGACGAGGACUACGAGGGCGAGGAGGGGGGUGAGGAGGAUAGCAGGAGCGGUUCCGAUGGUGACGACGACGACGACUACGAUGAGCCCCCACCUUCCCCAGGACCCCCACCGACGCAGUACGUGGACAAACCGGCGAACGCGCUUAGUGAGAACUACUUCAACCGCAAGCACCGUUUUUUCGUCAUUGCGCAGGUUGUGGUGGACCUGGAUCUGCGCGUCCUUGAUGUGUUCGUGGGAUAUCCGGGUAGCUGCCACGACAUUAGGGUGAUACAGCUGUCAAGUCUGUCGAGGCGCGCGAAAAAGGGAUUGCUGUUUCGUGGGCCGCCUGUGACGCUGCCGGGAGGGGUGAUGACGAACUGAUACAUCUUGGGCGACAACGGGUAUCCUCCUUCUAAGUGGGUGGUGGUGCCGUACGGAGGAAUCAAUCAGCACCUGGACG
Chara braunii is the source of this 4234-nucleotide messenger RNA. The record is from the annotation of a GenBank genome assembly. NCBI's taxonomy places the organism in Eukaryota, Viridiplantae, Streptophyta, Charophyceae, Charales, Characeae.